Messenger RNA from Volvox carteri f. nagariensis, 591 nucleotides. RefSeq lists its product as uncharacterized. Gene Ontology annotation, biological process: protein phosphorylation; signal transduction. The transcript is spliced from 4 exons. Gene Ontology annotation, molecular function: ATP binding; protein tyrosine kinase activity. Gene Ontology annotation, cellular component: cytoplasm. Lineage: Eukaryota; Viridiplantae; Chlorophyta; Chlorophyceae; Chlamydomonadales; Volvocaceae. The record is from RefSeq and is a predicted model, not a curated record. The annotation marks the transcript as partial.
GCCCUGCUCUCCGAGUACCUCACCGGCAACUCCAUCCGGUCUGCACUCAGGCGGCACUCGGACGUGGUGGGUGGUGGGUGGAGGAGUGGUGAUAGACUUGUUGUUCUACUUGGUCUUGGUAUGGAAUAUCUCCACUCCCGGGGUGUCGUACAUCUGAACCUCAAGACCGGCAACCUGCUCGUGGGCUUCUCAGAGAAGCAGCCGUCCUGCAAGGUCAGCUCGUACUACAUACCCCCAAACCCAAUGUGUGAUGUGGCCCUUGCUAGCGCAGUCAGUCUGUCUCAACCACCCCCAACCCCGAACCGCCCUGGCCCCCAGGCGGACGUGUACUCGUACGGCAUGAUCAUGUGGAGCCUGUGGACUCGUGCGGAGCCCUGGGCGGGUGCGGACAUGCGAGCCCUGCUGACCGCGGUGGUGUCCGGAGGGGCUCCGAGACCGCCUGUGCCAGGUAGAGAGCUGGCACCCGGGUGGUCGGCUCUGAUGCGCCGCUGCUGGUCCACUGACCCACGGGACCGUCCCACCUUCAAUGAGGUGCUGGAGCGAAUGAGGGUGAGGGGCUCGCAGCCGCACGAGAAUGUGUUUUUAUUGUGA